Messenger RNA from Dendrobium catenatum, 2317 nucleotides. RefSeq lists its product as uncharacterized. The coding region runs from base 165 to 2195 and encodes 676 amino acids. The transcript has 3 exons. Lineage: Eukaryota; Viridiplantae; Streptophyta; Magnoliopsida; Asparagales; Orchidaceae. Gene Ontology annotation, molecular function: protein binding. The record is from RefSeq and is a predicted model, not a curated record.
ACCGGGUGAGAAGAAACAAAGACAUGAGAAAAUUGAAAAAGAAUAAGCAAAGAAGAUAUAUGUAUGAGGAGCCGGACCGGAAUUGAGAGGGGGAAAACUAGGGUUCGAAAAGAAAGAACAAGUGGGCGGAGGCGUGGAUGGAGGCGGUGGUUUAAUCGUUGCCUAUGGCAUCAGGGACGAGAUCCGCCGAUCUGGAGAACGAGAUCUGGGGCACAUGGGAGGAGCUACUCCUCGCCUGCGCCGUUAACCGCCAUGGUACCCGCAGUUGGGACUCCGUCGCCAUGGAGAUCCAAGCCCGAAGUCCCUUUUCCGAUCUUCUCACUCCCCAAAGUUGCCGCCAGCGAUACCUAGAUCUCAAACGCCGCUUCGAAUCCGGAGGUGAAGGCAUCAGAGAAAAAGUCGACGCCGCCGGUGGCGGGGGAGAUAGCGGAUCGUCGGCAGAUGUUCCUUGGCUCGAGGAACUCCGGAAGCUACGGAUGGCCGAGCUCCGUCGCGAAGUUGAACAAUACGACGUCUCGAUCACAUCUUUACAAUUAAAGCUGAAGAAUUUGAGAGCGGAGCGAGAGAGGAGCGAAGCCGAUGAGGGAGAACCGGAUCUGAAGGAUAACGAGAUGAAUAAGGACGGCGACUCGCCUGAGCCGGCUCCCGCGGCUUUCGCCAGAGAUCGAAUCUCUGCUGGUGAUUCCGGGGGGUCUUGCAAGGAGUCGAACUCGACGAAUCCAAAGGCAAAGGAAGUGAAGGCCGGCGGAGGUGGAGAGGUAACGGAGCCAGAGAAGACAACGAAAGCUGAUGGCCAUGAUAUGUUGGCUGGACCAGCUCGUGAAGCUUCUUGCAACGGGAGCUCGGAAACUCUAUCGAAAGGGUCGGAAACGGCUGAGCCCGCACCUCCGAUUUUGGGGGAAUCGGGGGAGUCGGUAGCCGGCGAGAAAGAGAGCAGCGAUGUGCAGAGCUCGGUAAGCCUAUCGAGGCGACGUCGUCGGAGGCUGCAGAAAGCGAUUUCCGGCAGUAGCAGCGUGGCCGAGGAGGCGGAGACGGAUGAUGUCUCUCCCGUCGCCGCCAACGCCAACCACAUCACCGCAGCUGAAUCGCAGCCGUUGGCUGCAUUCCUCGAGAUCAUCCGAUCGAGCAAGUACGGAUCCGUUUUCUUGAGCCGGCUCGAGGGUCAGGAAAAUUCGAGAUACCGGAGCAUGAUUAGGAGACACGUGGAUCUGGAGAUUGUGCGUGCAAGGCUGGAGCGAAGGGGAGCUAAAUACUCUAAUGCGGAGUUCUUCCGCGAUCUCCUGCUUCUGUGCAACAACGCCAUCGUCUUCUUUCAUAAGACCUCGCCGGAAUCAACAGCCGCCGUCCAUUUACGGCAGAUGGUUACUAAGGAAAUGACCGCGAUGUUGCCGAAGCCCGCACGUGCGAAAAUGGAGGAGGCAUCGAAGGAGUCCUCACUGCCACUUACGAAGAUGGUUAAUAAAUUAAAGCUGGAUUCGGAUCUCAACAAUCCACUUCCGAAGAAGAACAGGUCAUCAGGUUCCUUAAUUGUUUGCCGGAAGCGUAGCUUCAUCUCCAAGGCAGCAGCCGCUACCGAGGUGGAGGUGGCUGGGAAGCCGGAGAGGGAAAAUGAUUUGGAUUCGGGUCAGAAGGAACGAGAGCGGGAGCGAGAUGUGGACAAACAGAGCAGCAUUGCUAAACCUAAGACGAAGGAGAGAUCAAAAGUAUCGGGAAUGAGGGGCUUAAGGACUAGCAAGAGCCGUGGCGGACCUGCUGGUUCUGGUUCGAGGAACUCCAAGCCAGCUCCUGCACAGAAGCCUAGCCUAAACGCCGAGGAGAUUCCUGAAGCUCCAGCGAAGGUAGAAAAGAAGCCUGUAGCCACUUCAUCUAACCCGACACCAAAGAAGAGGAAUGCUGCUAGCUUUCUUGAUCGUUUGAGGAAUUCAUCUACGGGACCGCUUCUAAACUCACCGAAAACCUCUGGCGGUGGAUCCAGUGGGAAAGGGUCUGAGCAGAGGAGGGUUGGGAAGGGAGAAGGGCGGAAGGAUGCGGCCUCGGCGCAUUCUGAGUCUGGUCAGACGAAGAGGAGUGUAGGACGGCCACCGAAAAGAACGCCGCCAACACCGAGUCCACCGCCGGCAAAGAGAGUAAAGGUAGAAGCGGUAUCGGCGAAACGUCCGCCUGCUCCGCCGCAGAAGAAGCGUGGGAGGAAGUGAACAAGGUGGGAUGGCAUUCAUUGUAAAUUAUAUCCCUUUUGGGGUGUUGUAACGAUUUUUAUUUUUAUUUUUUUCUUUUUGGUUAGUUAUUUCAAAAUGGAAUUAGGGAUUUUACAUCUAAA